ACGAGCUCCACCUACUCCCCCCACCGCGAUCGGCGUUGCUGUUGGGAUGGAAGGACGCAAGGGUGGGGAGCUCGGGUCGGCGUACAAGGUCACCAUGCGCAACGGCGUCACCGUCGCCGUGAAGCGGAUGCGCGACAUGAAUCGCGUCGAGUUCGAGGAGCACAUCCAGAUGCUCGGCGACCUCCGCCACCCCAACGUCCUCUCCCCCGUCGGCUACCAUUACCGCAGGGGAGAAAAGCUCAUCGUCUCCGAGUUCAUGCCACGUGGCAGCCUCCUCUACGUCCUCCACGGUGACCAGCGCCCGGACAGGGUGGUGCUGGAUUGGCCGGCGAGGAUGAGGAUCGCCGUCGGCGUGGUGUGAGGCAUGGCGUACCUCCACGAGAAGCUAGGGAUCCCGGCGAUGAGGCUGGUGAGCAUGGACGGCGCCGACUUCGACGCCAUCCACUCCUGCCGCCGUGGACGUCUCACACCACUCGCCGUCUGAGGUUUGCACCGCCUCCACAUCGAGCUGCCCACCGGCGAGCUCGGCAUCGAGGACGGCGUGCUCCUCAAGUGGAAGGCUGACUUCGGCGUACAAGGCCGCCAUGCGCAACUUCCAUCCCAACAGCAACGCCGAUCGGGGGGGAGUAGGUGGAGCUCGUCGGGGCGGGAGGCUGUUGCGUCGCCGGCCGCCACCGCUGGACCUCCCCGUGACCCCGUGGGCCAUGGCACCUGGAGGCUGGAGAGAGGAGGGGAGAGAGAUGGAGAGAGGGGAGAUGGAGAGGGAGGAGGAAGAAGAUGAGGGGUGUUUUUGUGCCAGGUUGAGCCAUGGAAACAAAUGGUACAGAGAAGAAUAACUGUUCCAAAGAGUUGAUGGUACCCUUGGCCCUUUUCGCUGUGGAAUUGAACAGCAAGAAGCGACUGCUGUUUGAUGUUUCAAGCCGAAAGAUCCAUGGGGUAACCAGUACGGUGUUUCCAGAUGCUUUCUGUGAAUUUGAGAAUGGUGGGUGGCUCCUAAUGGCGCAGCACAAGCCGUUGUCCUUCCAAGAUCAGAUCGUGUUCCUUGUUCAUCCUAGCACCGGCACGCACUUGGACCUACCGGUACUUCGUUCUCCUAAUGAGGGGUUCUUUGUUUUCUAUGUUGGUUCUCAUGGAAUGCCUCUAGUGGUUGCAUUCAUUGAGAUCAUGAGUGCUGUUCCAACUGCCCAUAUUGCCUGUCCUGGAGAUGUGUACUGGAGCAUCUAUAAGCAUAUUAGUGAUCCAGAAAUGUCAGAAGCAAUGUACAAGGUCCAGAGUGCUUUGAUCGUUGAUGUGGUGUUGCUGGGGAAACAGGCUGUGUGCGUCGAUUUUCAUGGGCAAAUCUUGUCCUUCAGCAUCACUGAUAUGAUUUGGAGAACAGUGUCAUCUUGUCCUGAUUGGAGUAAACAAGAUUCUCAUUUUCUUGUUGCGUCCAAUGAGCAAGUCGUGGCCAUAUUGCAUCCUUGUAAAACAGGGAGUGCUUUCAAGUUCUUUAAGCUGGAUCUACAAGCAAUGGAGUGGUCACUGCUGGAUGACAGGGAGUUGGAUAAUACCAGCUGGUUCCUUUGUAAGGGCCAAUCGUACCAUGUGAAGGAGGAAGGGAAGAGGAGAGUCUACUUAUUUGGUCCAAAUAAAUGUGCCGGCUCAAUCGUGAAUGGAACUGAGGUGGCCACCUUCACUGGUUCAUUAGGUCCUUCAACACUGAAGUCCAUCACAAAUAUUUAUGCAUAUGAUUUAGUUGAUGAGACUGUUGAGACAGUGAUACCAGCAUCAAUCGUUACAGAAGUGCACCGUUGGAUUCUCCCUAGUACAUUCGCUACUUGAGCUAAAUAGUGCCACAUAUUGGACAUGUGGGCUUGAAUUUGAUUCUACUUUUACUUUUUGUUCUUAUAGGUCUUGAAUUUGUGCAAUUCUCUGUAGGAAACAUUAUCAUUUCUUUUGACAUCUUAUGGAGGCAUACCAUGUAUAUACAUGUAAGCAGCUUUGUAAUUGUACUGGUUACAGAAUGAUCAGUGGUGAAUCUUUAUGGUUUUUGUUCCUAUUGCUA
Molecule: messenger RNA, 2044 nt
Organism: Oryza sativa Japonica Group (Japanese rice)
Lineage: Eukaryota; Viridiplantae; Streptophyta; Magnoliopsida; Poales; Poaceae
Source: RefSeq, a predicted model, not a curated record